Penaeus monodon (black tiger shrimp) is the source of this 1714-nucleotide messenger RNA. RefSeq lists its product as uncharacterized. Bases 26 to 1282 code for a protein of 418 amino acids. Lineage: Eukaryota; Metazoa; Arthropoda; Malacostraca; Decapoda; Penaeidae. The transcript has 4 exons. The record is from RefSeq and is a predicted model, not a curated record.
UCUGGUCGCGUGGGUUCUUAGAGACAUGCUGAUAGUUAGUAAUGUGAAGGAGAUAUCGAAUGCAAACGGUCAGUGCAUGUUGGUCCCUCGAGAAGCGCUUGUGUGCAGAGGAACACGUGGAGUAACGAUGACUUGGAUGACUGUUGUGAUGAUGAUCGUGUUGCCGCUAGUGAUUCGAGGUUGUGAGGCGGCGACGCUUGGAAGCCAUUUUGAAGAACCUCUGAAGGAGAACGGAGAUUCGUGGACAGCCAACGUGAGAGUGAAACCGAACCACGAUGAUGACUGGCAGUUAAACCUCAUUCUGACAGUCAUGGAAGCCACCCAAGCAACGCCUGUCAUGAACCUGACACUAAACCACACGUCUUAUUAUCGGAUAAUACGACUCCACGGACAUUUUGGUGUAGGAGAAAUCACAGAGGAUGGCUUCCUUUCCAUGCGGGAGAACCAGUCCUUUACCCUCGCUGUCACAGUCCGUCGAUACGAUUUAGACCUUCAGAUGGAUCAAGUGAAGAAGACUGAAGCACAUGGACUAAAGAAUUUCGAUGAUAUAAGAACUUCGGUUCUUGAAUUAACAAACAUUGUUGCUGCUGAAAACUUCAGUGUGUCCUGCGACUGCGUUGAGGUCAAUAACAGUACAUCCACUACACCAAAAUAUUCGGUUCAUACGACAUUACCAGAAAACAGAACUAACGUUAUAGCUGCGGCUUCGUGUGGCGCUGCGGCCCUUGUAAUGGCAGCGACCUGGGUGAUCUACUGCACUUCGAGGCGACUGCGCGGAUGCCCACCUGUCAACGAAGCCUCCUGUUCUAUCCAGGACAAGAGACCACGCCCCGUCCACGCACAAGCCCAGCAGGAUAUCAGCAUCCACGCUUCAUCUGACAAUACCUACGCAAACGUUGCCACGCCUGCCCAGGAACAUAGUACUGCACACGCCACUUGGGCUGCUUCAGGUCAGAUGGGUACUGACAGUGAACUGCGCGUAGAUGAACACCACAGUUUUUUCGAGGAACACAUCUAUGGGAGUGCAAGUGGUAUAGCCGAAUCGAUGUACACAGACUGUGAUAUAGACGAACGGAUUUACACGGACUGUGCAAAAUACCAACAAAAGUGCUCUCCCGAUGAACACAUCUACGAGAGUGCAAGUGAUCUAGCCGAACUGAUGUACACAAACUGUACAAACUGCCAAGAAAGUUUUCCUGAAGAAUCCAUCUACGAGAAUGCAAGUGAUAUAAAGGAACAGAUGUACACGGGCUGUGCAAACUACCAGUGCAACUCACAUUGAAGAAUCAUCCGACAGCCGGUCGGAGAGAAGCAGCAUUUACGAGUGCGAAAGGGACACCGACGAACAGCAGUCAUUCCGAAACAGCAUUUAUGCGGAUUUCACAUGAGGUCUUCCACAGCUGCUCUCACGGCGCCGGAUGCAUUUGCUAUAAUGAAUUUCAUUUUUUAUGUCAUGACAAGCAUAUAGUAAUGGAGUUUGUUGCAAAGUAUUUCUACAUCACUGCGAUAGAAGUGUCAGUAGUUCAGUGAAGUUUGAAACCUUAUGCACUUGGAAUAUUCUUUAAACUUUAUUGUGUAUAAUCUAAGAGUUGAUCAUUGAUGAUCCAUAUUCAGCCUAUAUCACGGCUUAAAAAUUCGUGAUUAUUGAAUGACUUGCUUCCUAAGACUUUGUAUACGACUCGUAUGAGUAGAUGAAUAAGAAGGUAAAACAGCU